Molecule: messenger RNA, 2839 nt
Organism: Marmota flaviventris (yellow-bellied marmot)
Lineage: Eukaryota; Metazoa; Chordata; Mammalia; Rodentia; Sciuridae
Gene: Rcc1
Product: regulator of chromosome condensation 1
Cellular component (GO): cytoplasm
Molecular function (GO): guanyl-nucleotide exchange factor activity
Source: RefSeq, a predicted model, not a curated record
AUCCCUCCCCUAGUUCCCCAUUGCCCCAGAACAGAGGCUGUACUACUACAAAGACACACAAGACCCACCAUCCAUCAUCAGUCACUCCCACAGGGCAUCCACUGCCCCCAUCUAUAUGACAGUUUCGAACAACAUCCCUGAGCUUUCCUGGCUGUUACUGCAAGUGUUGCUUCUCCCAUAAUGCCUUGUACUCCUAGACUUGGAAGGCCACUGCUGAGUCAAAGGGCUCAGUGCAAACUCUUGUCAUAACCCUGUGUGGCUACUGAAAAUGAUUUCUCAUCCUCCCCAGAGACAAAAGAUCACUUUUUUCUCCGUACAGACCCUUACGCAUCAGAUUUUCCCAAACAAACCUGGAUUCAAGUAGUCACUCCGGUCGCUCGGUUGUCAAUCCACUUGUCCGAAUUUGGGGCUUCCGAAAUACACAACCCCUAUAGCUAGGCCAGGUGAGGGAGCCUGGUCAAAGCUCCCUACUCAGGGAGCGAGCCACUCGUACUUUCUGGGGUGGCCGCCAGGGGCCGCCGGGCUCUUUGUUUUCCUUUCUGGCCAGGGUCGGGGCCGGAGGCCUGCAGAGCGCAUGCUCCGGGGCAGUUCGCGGCUCGGCCGGUGAUCACUGGAGUUCGUUGUAGCCGACCCGCACCAAGGAUAGGAAGAUGCCACCCAAGCGCAUAGCUAAGAGAAGGUCAGCCCCAGAAGAUGCCAUCCCCAAAAGCAAGAAAGUAAAGGUCUCACACAGGUCCCACAACACAGAACCAGGCUUGGUGCUGACACUGGGCCAGGGCGACGUGGGCCAGCUGGGCCUAGGUGAGAAUGUUAUGGAGAGGAAGAAGCCUGCCCUGGUGCCCAUUCCAGAGGAUGUUGUGCAGGUUGAGGCUGGGGGCAUGCACACCGUGUGUCUAAGCAAAAGUGGCCAGGUCUACUCCUUCGGCUGCAAUGAUGAAGGUGCCCUGGGAAGGGACACAUCUGUGGAGGGCUCAGACAUGGUCCCGGGGAAAGUGGACCUGCAAGAGAAGGUGAUACAAGUGUCAGCAGGAGAUAGCCACACAGCAGCUCUCACCGAAGAUGGCCGUGUUUUCCUGUGGGGUUCAUUCCGGGACAAUAAUGGCGUGAUUGGGUUGUUGGAGCCCAUGAAGAAGAGCAUGGUGCCUUUGCAAGUGCAGCUGGACAUACCAGUGGUAAAGGUAGCCUCAGGAAAUGACCACUUGGUGAUGCUGACAACUGAUGGUGACCUCUACACCUUGGGCUGCGGGGAGCAGGGCCAGCUAGGCCGAGUACCUGAGUUAUUUUCCAACCGUGGUGGUCGGCAGGGCCUCGAACGACUCUUGGUCCCCAAGUGUGUGAUGCUGAAAUCUAGGGGAGCCCGGGGCCAUGUGAGGUUCCAGGAUGCCUUCUGUGGUGCCUAUUUCACUUUUGCCAUCUCCCAAGACGGCCACAUAUAUGGCUUUGGUCUUUCCAACUACCAUCAACUUGGAACACCAGGCACAGAAUCUUGCUUCAUACCCCAGAACUUGACAUGCUUCAAGAAUUCCACCAAAUCCUGGGUGUGCUUCUCUGGUGGCCAGCACCAUACAGUCUGUCUGGAUUCAGAAGGAAAAGCAUACAGCCUGGGCCGGGCUGAAUAUGGGCGGCUUGGCCUUGGGGAGGGUGCUGAGGAGAAGAGCAUACCCACCCUCAUCUCCAGGCUGCCCACCGUCAUCUCAGUGGCCUGUGGGGCCUCUGUGGGGUAUGCCGUGACCAAGGAUGGUCGUGUUUUUGCCUGGGGUAUGGGCACCAACUAUCAGCUGGGUACAGGGCAGGAUGAGGACGCCUGGAGCCCUGUGGAGAUGACUGGCAAACAGCUGGAGAACCGCGUGGUGUUGUCUGUGUCCGGCGGAGGCCAGCAUACAGUCCUAUUAGUCAAGGACAAGGAGCAGAGCUGAUGAAGCCUCUGAGGGCCUGGCUCCUUCUCCUGCCCUCCCUUAUAGAACAGGGAAGCAGAGACAACUACAGAUUCCAGCAGGCCUCUCCCCAGCCCUGAGCACUGUCGUCUCCUGCCAUUUUUCCAUCAGCAGAGCAGAAUCCUUUUCUCUCUUUCCUCCUCUUUUCUGGCAUCAUCCUGGGACCUGCAGGAUGAAAGGGGAGGGAGAUGGGAGGGUCUGUCAGAAGGAACAUUGCUCAUCCCAGACUAUGUAGUCAGACCUUUCCUUCUACUUCCCUACCCUCCUGUGGUCCUGGCUGGCCCUGACUUUGCCUACAAAAAAAAACAAAACUUCUUCCUCUGGAGGUGUGGUACCUGCACUUUGAGAAGUUGGGCUUUAUCAAGCCCCAUUCUGGUCUUGUGUUUCUAACAGUCCCCAGGCAAACAGAUGGUACAUUCAUCAUACCCAGUUGUCAUGGAGCCAUGUCUGGGGGAAUUUGGAGGAAAGACAAGGCUACAGGACCUGUGCGCAACCCCAAGCCAAAUAUUUGGCUCUAAACAGGUGUCCGAAUGAGCCACUUGAUGAAGAAAAAGCCAAAAGCUAUUCUCCCAGAAGCACAAAGCAUACUCUUGUCUCUCAGGCAUUGCCUGUGGAUUCCCCCAUUUGUUGGGCCGCACCUGCAACCAAGGACACGAAAGCUGGGCUGGGCUGGGCAGGGCUGGGCAAAGCAUGGGGUAGAUGAAAGGUUUUAUGAACAGCAAUAUUGGGAAGAAGAGAGGGGAAGGAGUUGGAAGGGCAAAGGCUGGUCCUCAGAAAAGGAAGCAGCAACUUGUACAGUGGCUGUGAAAAUAGUUUUUGAUUUUUUUUUUAAUUAUAAAAUAUUUUGGAGGGGAGAGUGGAAAUCUUGUAACACUUUGAAUAAAUUUAAAGUUUUAUAAAACAGA